CUCAUGUUGGUUCCUGCUCUUCCACAGGAAAUGCUGUCCUUCUGGGAUGUGGCCAUUGAGUUCUCUGCAGAAGAGAGGGAAUGCCUGGAGCCUGCUCAGUGGAAUCUGUACAGGGAUGUGAUGCUGGAGAAUUACAGCAACCUUGUGUUCCUGGGUCUUGCUGUGUCUAAGCCACACUUGGUGACAUUUUUGGAGCAAAGACAAGAGCCUUCAUAUGUGAAGAGCCAAGCAGCAAGCAACGUGCAUCUAGGAACGACACCCAAUGAUUAUAACAUUUACAGAAAGUCCAUUGAUUGUAACUCACUGUAUAUUUCACACCAGAGAAUUCAUAAAAGGGAGAAACCCUACAAGUGUGAAGAAUGUGGUAAAGGUCUUAGUUCUCAUAAAACACUUUCCAUCCACAAGAGACUUCAUACUGGAGAAAAACCCUAUAUGUGUAAAGAAUGUGAUAAGACCUUUAAUACUCGUGAAUCACUUUUUAUACACCAGAAAAAUCAUACUGAUGAAAAAUCCUACAAGUGUGAAGAAUGUGGCAAAUUAUUUUACUAUCCAUCAAUGCUGAAGCAACAUCAAAGAAUUCAUUCUGGAGAGAAACCCUACAAGUGUGAAGAAUGUGGCAAAGCUUUUUAUACUUUUUCAGUGCUGAAGCAACAUCAAAGGAUUCAUAGUGGAGAGAAACUAUGCAAGUGUAUAGAAUGUGGCAAAGCAUUUUAUGAACAAUCAUUCCUUCAGGUGCAUAAGCAAAUUCAUAUUGCAGAGAAGCCCUACAGGUGUGAAGAGUGUGGCAAAUGUUUUUGUUCAUCUUCAUCCCUUAGACGACAUCAAAUAAUCCAUUCUGAAGACAAUCCCUACAAAUGUGAAGAGUGUGGUAAGUUUUUUUCUUCAUCUUCAUCUGUUAGAGGACAUCAAAUAAUCCAUUCUGAAGACAAUCCCUACAAAUGUGAAGAGUGUGGUAAGAGUUUUUCUUCAUCUUCAUCUCUUAGAGGACAUCAAACAAUCCAUUCUGAAGACAAUCCCUACAAGUGUGAAGAGUGUGGCAAAAGGUUUUCCUGCUUUUCACACCUUCAAGCACAUCACAGAGUCCAUACUGGAGAGAAACCAUACAAGUGUGAGGAGUGUGGUAAAUAUUUUUCCUCAUGUUCAUCUCUUAGAAAACAUCAACUGAUCCAUUCUGAAAACAAUCACUACAAAUGUGCAGAAUGUGGCAAAUGUUUUUACUCAACUUCAUCCCUCAGACAACAUAAAACAAUUCACUCUGAAGAUAAUCCUUACAAGUGUGCAGAGUGUGGCAGAUGUUUUUAUUCAUCUUUUUCUUUUAGAAGACAUAAAAUAAUCCAUUCUGAAGACAACCCCUAUACAUGUGUACAAUGUGGCAAACGUUUUUUCUAUUCUAGGAGUCUUCAGGAACAUCAAACAAUUCAUACUGGAGAGAAAUUAUACAAAUGUGAGGAAUGUCACAAAGGCUUUCGGUAUCACUCUGGUUUUAUGAAACAUAAGAGAAUUCAUUCUGGAGAGAAACCCUAAAAGUGUGAAGAGUGUAAUGAUGUUUUCUUUAUCUUUAACCCUUAGACAUCAUAAAAAAUUUCAUUCUGAAGACAAUCCCUAAAAGUAUGGGGAAUGUGCCAAAGACUGCUAAUUUUUAUAUCCUUACUCAACACAUGAUAAUGUUCAUACAGGAGAGAAAUCCUAAAAUUGUCUUACAUUUUUACUUCUUCAACCCUUAAAACACAUCAAAUGAUUCAUUCUGACUACAAAUUUCCAUGAGUGUGUAUAGUGUGGUAAAAUCUUUGCUGAUAAUUCAGGUCUUAUCCACCUCUAAUGAAUCCAUAGUAGAGAAUAUUAAGUUAAUUAUUUUGGCAUGUCCACAUGAACACCUAACUUCCAAGAGCACAAACACUAAGAAUGUCAUCAGAGAAAAUAGAGACUUCUCUUGGCUGUAUCCCCCAACAGUUUGUUCAAGCAAUGUGUUUGAAACUUGCCUUGAUUAAUGAGUCUCUUUCUUCUGUAACUGUAAAUGUUCCCUGAAACCUUUA
This is a messenger RNA of Onychomys torridus (southern grasshopper mouse), 2033 nucleotides long. Its product is annotated as zinc finger protein 58-like. The record is from RefSeq and is a predicted model, not a curated record. Lineage: Eukaryota; Metazoa; Chordata; Mammalia; Rodentia; Cricetidae. Bases 4 to 1524 code for a protein of 506 amino acids. Gene Ontology annotation, biological process: regulation of transcription by RNA polymerase II. Gene Ontology annotation, molecular function: DNA-binding transcription factor activity, RNA polymerase II-specific; RNA polymerase II cis-regulatory region sequence-specific DNA binding. The transcript is spliced from 4 exons.